AGAAGCAGCAGCUGGAGCAGCUCCUUCCCAGUGGUGGAGAACUGCACUGCACCAUACUGACAUACCAUUUCAUGAUGCCUUCAUUGCCAGGAAUUGGAUGGACUGUUUUUUGCGUACUGCUCCUCUGGAGGAGACGGGCAGCUUCCAGUAAAGAGAGACAAUGUUCCGUGGCUCAAGUGGGGGCGCUCCACCCAGUUGAGGCUCUGCUGGAGAAGUUUGAGGCUGGCCCAGGCUGUGCUGCCAGAGAGAGUGGGGACAAGGAGACUCAUGUCAUCGCAGUGGGGAGAGUAACCAGUGGCCCUGACAACAUGGUCACAGUACUGUUGAAGCCCUUGUCUCUGAGCCAGUCGGGUUUGAGAAAAGUUCACUUACUACUCAGCUCCAAGCAACCAAUCAGCUGGAGGCUGGAAGCUGAGAGACUGCCCCCUGACCUCCCUGUGCUAGUGAAGGUGUCCUCAAACUCCAGUGUUCAGUCCCAGACUCUACGCUUGCGUGUCCGGCCGCUACAUUGGGUCCCUUUCCGUCCGCGCGCGCUGUACCACUGGGCUCUGAAACACCAUGGCAACCUGUCCUCUCUGACACACGUUACACAUGGAAACCGAGUGUAUGUCCGACUGGGAGAGGAUCUGACUCAGCCUCCUGUGUGCCAUCUUAAGUCAAUGUUUAUCUCCAACAACUACAUGACCUCGGACCUGCAACCACAAGAAAUACAAGGCUGCGACCAUUCAGCAGCAACUGGAAACAACCUAGAGGUCUACGUGAUCAAACUCUAUUCAGCAGGCUCAGGACUCUGUGGCUCACUGCAGGUGGAGGUGAUUGUGUCGCUUGUGCCCCCUUCGGACACUUCUUUGAGACAAAAGGUGGUGCUGAUUCUCAGCAGUUCGGUGCCAGUCAAUUGGGCCAUUGUUGCUCACGGCGUCCAGGGUUACAUUUUUAUUCAUUCCUCUAAUAGUGUUUCCCCUCCCUACCCUCCUGAGCCCGAACUGACUCUGACUACUACAAUCAUCCCCGACCUGUCCACCAUACCGGACCUGCUUGUGUGGGCCAAUGACAAUGGCUACAACAAUGUGACAUCGUACACGGAGGCUGACCGGGCCAAUCGCUUUGUGAUCCAGCUGGCUGGGACCAGGGAAGCAAUGAAGCCCAUUGCCAAGAGGCCUAAGUGGGCUGAGGAGCGUCCCCUGAGAGAAUGGCUCAAUGGCGGCGGUAGAGCAGAAGGAGACCGAGACAGUUUCACAGUGCAGUGUGAAGACGGACGCCUGAGUGUGGCAGUGGACCAACGCACACUGCAGACUUUGUCUGUGCCAGUUUCUGCUGUAACUUUGCGGGACCCAACAUGCCAAGCUCAGUCCAAUGGGAGUCAUUUCCUGUUGGUGUUCCCAGUCAUUUCCUGCGGGACUGAGGGGAAGCUCCUGCCACAUACUAAACGGGUGCAGUACAAAAACAUGGUGCUGUUAUGGAAAGACCAGCCUCAUACCAUGUUGUCACAUAAUGAGACUGAUUGGACAUCCAGAAGUUCACUUGCCAUACAUGUACCCUGGGCUCCCUUGCCUGAUCGGGGACCACUCCACAUCUCUACACCCAAACUCAAAUCUGGGCCUUUGCUUCUUUUGAAGCUUUUCGUCACUGAGAGCUACAAGCAGCGACGCAUUGGACCAUGUGUCAUUGCUGCAGACCAGCGUGUUUAUGUCGAGAUUUCCGCCAAGGGGCCCUUCAUAGACGUUGCUGAGGUGAAGUCGUGUGUCGUUUCGCCUCUGUCGGACCCCAAAAGCUCUACCUUCUGGACUGUUAUAAGCAACAACUGUCCUGCAGACCCCUCACUUACCUUUGUGCAUGCGAAAGUUAAGGAGGAGACAGAAGAUGCUGAUGAGCAGGAGGAGGAGAUGGAAGACAGACUUGAAGAUAAAAAAGGAUACAAGGAGAUCAGUGACGAAGACGAAAGUGUCUCCCAUCAAUCCAAACCCGGCAAAAAAGGGAGAGAAGGACCCUUGAGGAAGGAAACGGUUAUACGGCCAUUAAGAUUUAGUUUCAUCCUCCGGCCAGUUUACAAUGUCUCCAUGCAGUUUCUCCACUGCAGCCUUCACCUCUGUGUCUCUGACAAGACAACAAGGGAACCCACAAAGAAAAGAGUAAAGAAAGAAUGUCCAGAUGCUAAAGAUAUUCCUCCACUUGUUUCCAGGACACUUGGACAGAAGUGUGAGAUUAGAAACCUCUCCCGGCCCAUGGUGGUCACCCAGCCUCUUAACUCAUUGGCACAUAAAGCAUUGAAGUCCACCACAGGCCAGCGAAGCAAACGACUCAGUGUCUCCCCUCUGGCCAUUCCUGCCCCACCACAGGCAAGAGGUGGUUCAUUGCAGACAGGACCAAUGAUAGGAAUCGCCUUUGCAACCUUUGUAAUGGGUGUCAGUUUGAUGGGGAUGCUGUGGUGCAUCUUCACUUAUACAGUGUCACGUGAGAUACCAUUUGAAGGAGAGGGUUCCUUAACAGACCAGACACCUGGAGGUCACCGCCCGUGGGGUCCACCUUCUCUCUCAGAUGAGUUGACCAGCUCAGUAUAA
Phycodurus eques (leafy seadragon) is the source of this 2558-nucleotide messenger RNA. RefSeq names its product endoglin, like (gene engl). Bases 72 to 2558 code for a protein of 828 amino acids. NCBI's taxonomy places the organism in Eukaryota, Metazoa, Chordata, Actinopteri, Syngnathiformes, Syngnathidae. The record is from RefSeq and is a predicted model, not a curated record. The transcript has 16 exons.